AUGACCGGACUCACGCUGCAGUCGACUUAUAAGUUGGUGUCUGGGUUUGAUAUCCCGGUUGUUGGGUUUGGUGUCUACCAGACACCACCCGAUGUCACUGAGAAAGUCACUUUGAAGGCACUGGAAGUGGGAUACCGCCAUGUUGACUGCGCCAAGGUCUACCGGAAUGAGAAGGAGAGUGCUGCGGCAAUCCGCAAGUCCGGUUUGGAUCGGUCGCAGAUCUUCUACACCAGCAAGGUCCCGUCGUCAUACAUGGGCUACGAGAAGGCCAAGCAAGCCAUUGAGGAGAGCAUUGCUGCGGCCAACAUCGGAUACAUUGACCUUAUGCUAAUCCACGCCCCCUACGGCGGCAAGGAAGCCCGCCUGGGCACCUGGCGUGCCCUGGUGGAAGCGCAAAAGGCAGGCAAGGUCCGCUCCCUGGGUGUUUCCAACUUUGCUAUUCAGCACCUGGAGGAGCUGGAUGAGUACAUCAAGAGCGGAGCCGGUGGCCAGAUCACCGUCGGCCAGUACGAGAUUCACCCCUGGUGCCCGCGCGAGGAUAUCGCCGAGUGGCUCAAGAAGCGCAAUAUCAUUGUUGAAGCGUAUUCGCCCCUCGUGCAGGCAACUCGUAUGAAGGAGCCCGUUCUGGAGAAGCUGGCUCGGAAGCACAGCAAGACCCCUGCUCAGAUCCUGAUCCGCUGGAGCUUGCAAAAGGGUUACGUGCCCCUGCCCAAGUCAGUGACCGAGUCGCGCAUCCUGGAUAACUCGCAGGUCUUCGACUUCAGCCUGUCGGAGGAGGAUAUGGCCACGCUGAAGCUGAAUGAGUACGCGCCCGUGUGCUGGGACCCGGUUCGGGACUGCAAGAUCUAA
Messenger RNA from Penicillium brasilianum, 849 nucleotides. The record is from the annotation of a GenBank genome assembly. Lineage: Eukaryota; Fungi; Ascomycota; Eurotiomycetes; Eurotiales; Aspergillaceae.